This is a messenger RNA of Grammomys surdaster, 1388 nucleotides long. It is a transcript of the gene Tpi1, whose product is annotated as triosephosphate isomerase 1. Gene Ontology annotation, biological process: glyceraldehyde-3-phosphate biosynthetic process; glycerol catabolic process; glycolytic process. NCBI's taxonomy places the organism in Eukaryota, Metazoa, Chordata, Mammalia, Rodentia, Muridae. Bases 74 to 823 code for a protein of 249 amino acids. The transcript has 7 exons. Gene Ontology annotation, molecular function: triose-phosphate isomerase activity. Gene Ontology annotation, cellular component: cytosol. The record is from RefSeq and is a predicted model, not a curated record.
AGCGAUCUAUAUAAGUGGCCAGUGGCGAGAGCCGAACAUUUGUACUGACCUUCAGAGACUUGAGCUUAGUGCAAUGGCGCCUUCCAGGAAGUUCUUCGUGGGGGGCAACUGGAAGAUGAACGGGAGGAAGAAGUGCCUGGGAGAACUCAUCUGUACCCUGAACGCAGCCAAAGUGCCGGCAGACACCGAGGUGGUUUGUGCACCGCCCACUGCCUACAUCGACUUUGCUAGGCAGAAGCUGGAUCCCAAAAUUGCUGUGGCUGCACAGAACUGCUACAAAGUGACCAACGGGGCCUUCACUGGGGAAAUCAGCCCUGGCAUGAUCAAAGACUUAGGAGCCACCUGGGUCGUGCUGGGGCACUCAGAAAGAAGGCACGUGUUUGGGGAAUCAGAUGAGUUGAUUGGGCAGAAAGUGAACCAUGCCCUAGCAGAGGGCCUCGGAGUGAUCGCCUGCAUCGGGGAGAAGUUAGACGAAAGGGAGGCUGGCAUCACUGAGAAGGUGGUUUUCGAGCAAACCAAGGUCAUCGCAGAUAAUGUGAAGGACUGGAACAAGGUGGUCCUGGCCUAUGAACCUGUGUGGGCCAUUGGGACUGGCAAGACUGCAACCCCCCAACAGGCCCAGGAAGUACAUGAGAAGCUCCGGGCAUGGCUGAAAUCCAACGUCUCUGAGGGGGUGGCUCAGUGCACCCGGAUCAUUUAUGGAGGUUCUGUGACUGGAGCAACAUGCAAAGAGCUGGCUUGCCAGCCUGACGUGGAUGGCUUCCUCGUGGGCGGUGCAUCUCUCAAGCCUGAAUUUGUGGACAUCAUCAACGCCAAACAAUGAGCACUGCCCAUCCCUCUACUGCCUGCAUAGCCUGGACUAGGUUGCCCAGAAGUUUAGUAACUGCUCCCACCAGUCACCUGCUUGAGAUGACAUCAUCUGCCCCAUCUUGUGGCCUCACCCACAGUGUACCUUCCUGAGCCUUUUACACCUCCCCAUAAUGGUUGGGACCAGGCCAAUCCCUUUACCACUUACAAUGGGUAGAAUCAAAUAUGUCACCAAGGUGGCUCCCUGGGGAGUGGAAGGAGUAGAACUGACUGUCCCUUUGGGCUCUAACAUGUGAAAUCACCUUCCAUUAGUUUGGGAUGGAAAGUCAUGGCUGGAACACAGAAGUGGGCUUCGUGUCACUUUGGCCUGUCACUUAGAUGGCCUUGGCUCUGGCUUCACUCCCAAGCCCUAUUGGAUAUGUCACGCAGAAAUUCAAGCCUUCGGGUCUGAAUUUCAGUAUACAUUAAGGCCAAGAUCCUCUUUCUCUCAGAGGCCUGGGAUACUCCCUCCCCCACAGUGCCGAACCCCUUGUAUUGUGUUUGUGAACCAUCAUGUAAGGGAAAUAAACACCUGGGCCUAA